AUGGACUUCAUGUUUCGAUUACCGAAGGAUUCAUAUAGAAAUACGGGUAUUGUGGUCUUUGCUGACCGUUUGAGCAAGAUGACUCAUUUAGUAGUGGUGCUAGAUACCAUGGAUGGUGUAGUGUCUGCUGUCUUCAAGACAAAGUUGCGUCCGCGCUUCAUUGGACCAUUCACGGUCGUCGCCAAGAAGGGCCUUGCGUAUACGCUCAACCUUCCGCGCAAACUGCGCACACACCCCGUGUUCUACGUUGGCUUGCUUAAGCCGUAUCGGGAUCCAUCCCACGUGAACUUGGAGGCGCUUGCACCGCGUAAAUUGGCCUUGCCAUCGGUUGCUAAAUCCGUAUCAGGAUGUCAAGCUGAGCCUCCAUCCGGGCUUGGCCCUACUCCAACGCCUGAAUACGGACUCGCAUCGCGUCAAACGCACUCUGGGUCUUACCCAAUGUCUAAAGGAGACCACUCAGCUCGAGAAGCACCUUCUAAUGCUUCUCCUUCGGUAUACCGACCACCUCCGACGCUGCUCGAUGAGCAAGGGCACCGCCAGUUCGAUGUGGAGCGACUCCUGAAACGACGUCAUCGUCAGGGUCAAUACCAGUAUCUGGUGAAGUGGCGAGGGUACCCGGAGUCGGAGAACUCGUGA
This is a messenger RNA of Hyaloperonospora brassicae, 636 nucleotides long. NCBI's taxonomy places the organism in Eukaryota, Oomycota, Peronosporomycetes, Peronosporales, Peronosporaceae. The record is from the annotation of a GenBank genome assembly.